AAUGGAGGAUAAACAAUUUGUAUCAAAUAUAGUUAUUAUAAAUUAGAGUUUUGAGAUUGCAAAGAAAUUCUAGGUUUUUUUUGCCCAUAUGGAAUAAUUUUGUUAGUAAUUUUUGAAAGGAUAACAUGUGGUUGAAAUUCGUAAUGAUAAAUCUGAAAAGAAAAAGGAACGUGAUCCUAAUGCUCCAAAAAGACCUCUUACUGCUUUCUUCUUAUUUAGUCAGAAAUAUCGCGAAAAGGUUUUAGAAAGAAAUCCAGGUAUUGAUUAGAGUGAUUAUUAAUUAGAAGUUAAAUUGACUUAAAUUUCAUAAAUGGCUGGAUAAAAAUGGAAUUCCAUGAGUGAAUAAGAGAAACAAGUAAAUAUUCUUUAGAUUAUAUAGCCAUAUAUUGAUUAAUAUAAUUAAGCAAAAAGCAAAUAUGAUGAUGAUAUUAAAGAUUAUAAUGAAAAAUAAGGUAUUACAACUAAUGACAAAAAGAGAAAAAAAUCUGAAAAGGUAUUUAUAAUUUAUAAUGUUUUAGUUUGAUGACAAAUCUAUAAAAUCAGGAUAAGAUUAUCCAUUUGAUGAUAUUGAUUCUGAAUCAAUAUAACCAGCUGCAAAACAUUAACAAUAACUUAAAUAGUAAUAGAAGGUCAUUCAAACCAUAAAUUCUGAUGAUGAUGGUGAAUAAAUAUAAUAAACUACAUAAAAUAAAUCAUAACAAUAAAAAGUGAAAUCUGCUAAAUCCAAAAAUAAGUAAGACAUGGAUGAUGAUCUAUAAAGAGAAAUUAUUUAAGUAAUAAAUAAUGAUAAAUCACAAAAGAAAUAAACAAAAAAAUGAAA
Messenger RNA from Paramecium pentaurelia, 820 nucleotides. Lineage: Eukaryota; Ciliophora; Oligohymenophorea; Peniculida; Parameciidae. The record is from the annotation of a GenBank genome assembly.